GUAAUUCAUGCGCCCGUGCGACCAAGUGUGAAUGCUAGUGUAAACGGUUGUGUUAGAUCCUGUUAAUAAUUUUUCCAAUUACACUAAAAAAAUAGAAACAUCAAUGUAUCUUUCUUGAUAAAUAAAAACGUAAAGAUGUCAGGUGAAGAAUAUGACACUGAAAUGGAUUACUCUGACUCAGACUGCGGAGAUCCAGGCUAUGAAGAUUAUUAUAAUGUUCAACCAUGGGAUGGUGAAGGUGAUAAUGAUAUAGAGUCUGAUCAAAGCAGGAGAGAUCCAGAAUAUGCUGUAUAUGAUUGUUUAAGAAUUGAAGAAGUGGAGAGACUUUUAAAUGAAGAUGUAGAAGUGUUAAGUAAUAGUCUUCACAUAACACCAUCCUUAGCCAAAGUUUUAUUACACGCGCACAAUUGGGCAUUACAAGAUAUUGUCACCAAGUACCGUACCAAUGCUUCCAGUUUGUUAAUUAAUUCAAAAAUAAAACCAUUAUCUCUAUUGGAUUCAGUGCCCGGGGUGAAAAGUCAAAGAGGUGGAUUGUGUUCAGUUUGUGUUACAAUUUAUUCUGUUGAUAAAUUUGCUACAUUAACAUGUGGACAUUCUUUCUGCAAAGACUGUUGGUGUAUGCAUUUUGAAGUACAAAUAACUCAAGGUAUUUCUACAGGAAUAAGCUGUAUGGCACAGGAUUGUAAUGUCCUUGCUCCUGAAGACUUUGUUUUAUCUUUACUUACUAAGCCUAACAUGAGGGAAAGGUAUCAACAAUUUGCUUUUUGUGAUUAUGUGAAAUCUCAUCCACAAUUAAGAUUCUGUCCAGGCCCCAAUUGCCAAAUGGUUAUGCACUCAAAGGAACAACGAGCAAAAAGAGUGAUGUGUUCAUCGUGUAAAAGUAUAUUUUGUUUUCGAUGUGGUACCGAUUACCACGCACCUACUGAUUGUAAUACCAUUAAGAAGUGGCUGAUAAAAUGUGCAGAUGAUUCAGAAACAGCUAAUUACAUUAGUGCUCAUACCAAAGAUUGCCCGAAAUGUCAUAUUUGCAUAGAAAAAAAUGGUGGUUGCAAUCACAUGCAAUGUUAUAAUUGUAAGUAUGAUUUUUGUUGGAUAUGCCUCGGAGAUUGGAGAACACACGGAAGUGAAUAUUACGAAUGUUCACGUUAUAAGGAAAAUCCUAACAUCGCUCAUGAGAGUGUUUUAGCACAAGCGCGAGAAGCUCUUAAAAAAUAUCUUCAUUAUUAUGAAAGGUGGGAAAAUCAUAGUAAAUCGUUAAAAUUGGAAGAGCAAACUCUCGAAGCGAUAAAGAUGCGGAUAAAUAAAAAAGUGAUGAAUUCUAGUGGAACCUGGAUUGAUUGGCAACAUUUAUUUGCAGCAGCGUCGCUUUUAGCACGCUGUCGUUAUACUUUACAAUACACGUAUCCUUACGCUUACUAUAUGGAACCUGGACCGCGUAAAGAAUUGUUUGAAUAUCAACAAGCUCAACUGGAAGCUGAAAUAGAAAAUCUUUCUUGGAAAAUUGAACAUGCAGAAACAACAGAUCGUGGAGACCUGGAGAACCAAAUGGACAUCGCUGAAAAGCGUCGCGUUACAUUGCUAAAGGACUUCCUUGAGUCAGGCCAAACUUACGAAGCAGCUAUAGCUUAGAUUCCCAAGAGGUAAUAUUUUCUACAUGGUACAUACACGUUAAUUAUUUUCCGUUAAGGAAAGUUCGAAACAGUGUAGAAUACUUUCGGUUGACAUUGUUUUAGAGAAGUAGAAAGAUGAAAUUUAUAAGAUUAUAUGUUUAGUUAUGAUUAAUUUUAGGUUACUGAAAUAAUUUCAGGCGUAUCUCCUGAAUUAAAUUAUUUUUAAAUGGUACAUUUUAUCGAGUAACAAUUCUUGUUUAUUUCCACUAAAAGAAGUCAAAUUUAGAGAGAUGGAAAAAUAAAACCGCUAUAUUCCCGAUGCUUUAAAUGAGCUUCAAUCGGUUGAACUGUUUAUGUAAUUGUACAUAAACGAAGAAUUAUGUAGGCACAUUAAUAGGAGAAAGAAUAUCAGUAAGAAAAAAAGAAUAGGAAAGUAUUAAUUGUAUUGACUGAUUGUUAAAAUUUGAAAUAGAAUGUAUAUUAAUUUCUUAGUCUAAGAAUAUUUCCAUGAAUAUUAUAUAAUUACAAUGCUUUCUCCAAAAUUUAUGUUUAAGAACUAUUUUUAUUGAUGCUUAUCGCAAAAUCCAGAGAUAAUACAGUAAGAAAUAACUUAUCAAAUGACUUUAAAUGUAACAUUUGUUUAAUCUCUUUCCAAUUAUUGUUACUAUGAAGAAAAAUAUUUUAGUAUCAAUGAUCGACUAAAUAAAAAGAAAUCAGGUAGCCUAACGAAUAAUUGAGUGUCGAUAAAUGGCACCUUCCGCCGUGUAAAUAUUGUAGUAAUGUAAAAGAAUGUGACAUUUUCUAUAAUUAGGUAUAAGGUGCAUGCAACGAUCAAAGACAUUCACAGAAAUCUAGCCAUAACUGAACUUAAAUUUUUUUCAACUAUUUAUACACGAUACAUUAGACUAUAUAGAUAAUUUUCUGCGAAAUAAUGAUUGUUUAAAUCAUGUUUAAAGAUAACGAUCAUUAUAUAAAAGAAAUGUAACAACUACUAUGUCACUGACUGAGAGAAAUAAAUUUUAUUGCAUCGAUGAUA
Osmia bicornis bicornis is the source of this 2646-nucleotide messenger RNA. It is a transcript of the gene ari-2, whose product is annotated as potential E3 ubiquitin-protein ligase ariadne-2. Gene Ontology annotation, biological process: protein polyubiquitination; positive regulation of proteasomal ubiquitin-dependent protein catabolic process; ubiquitin-dependent protein catabolic process. Gene Ontology annotation, cellular component: ubiquitin ligase complex; cytoplasm. NCBI's taxonomy places the organism in Eukaryota, Metazoa, Arthropoda, Insecta, Hymenoptera, Megachilidae. Gene Ontology annotation, molecular function: zinc ion binding; ubiquitin conjugating enzyme binding; ubiquitin protein ligase activity. The transcript has 8 exons. The coding region runs from base 136 to 1629 and encodes 497 amino acids. The record is from RefSeq and is a predicted model, not a curated record.